This is a messenger RNA of Penicillium cataractarum, 1110 nucleotides long. Its product is annotated as glycoside hydrolase family 16 protein. Gene Ontology annotation, molecular function: hydrolase activity, hydrolyzing O-glycosyl compounds. Bases 1 to 1110 code for a protein of 369 amino acids. Lineage: Eukaryota; Fungi; Ascomycota; Eurotiomycetes; Eurotiales; Aspergillaceae. The record is from RefSeq and is a predicted model, not a curated record. The transcript has 4 exons. Gene Ontology annotation, biological process: glucan catabolic process.
AUGCACGUCCUAUCCACGCUCAUUCCCAGCCUGGGCUUGUUUGCCCACCUCAGUGCCGCUGCCUAUACGUUGCAGGACGACUAUGGCACCACUGACUCGUUCUUUGACAAGUUCGACUUUUACACUAGUGCGGACCCGACUAACGGGUACGUGAGCUACGUCGACCGUUCAACUGCUAGUAGUGGUGGCCUCAUCAGUACUUCCGGCGGCUCGGUGUAUAUUGGCGUCGAUACUACGAACACUGCUAGUAGCCCAGGCCGUCAGAGUGUUCGCCUGGCGAGCACCAACACCUACCAACAUGGCCUGGUGAUUCUGGAUCUGGAGCACAUGCCUGGCAGCGUUUGCGGUACUUGGCCUGCAUUCUGGAUGCUCGGUUCGGACUGGCCUAACAAUGGCGAAAUCGACAUUAUCGAAGGCGUCAACACCCAAACCAAUAACCAGAUGACCCUACACACCAGCGAUGGCUGCUCUAUCAGCAACUCCGGCUUCAGCGGCACCCUCGAGACAAGCAACUGCUACGUCGAGGCCUCGGGCCAAUCCUCCAACGCUGGCUGCGGCAUCCUCAGCUCCAGCUCCCAGUCUUAUGGCGACGGCUUCAAUCAAGUCAAUGGCGGUGUCUACGCCACCGAAUGGACGUCUUCGGGCAUCAACGUCUGGUUCUUCUCGAACUCCAGCGUCCCGUCGGAUAUUACCAGUGGCAGCCCUAACCCUUCAGGCUGGGGUACCCCUACUGCCGCGUUCUCCGGGAGCUGCGAUAUUGAUUCGCACUUCAACAAUCUGCAAAUUGUCUUCGACAUCACCUUCUGCGGUGACUGGGCCGGCAACGUCUGGUCCUCUAGCACCUGUGCCUCCAAGGCUAGCACCUGCAACGCUUACGUCCAAGACAACCCCUCCGCCUUCACCGAGACAUACUGGCGCAUCAACUCUCUCAAGGUUUACCAAGAGAGCAGCAGCUCUAAGCGUGACAUACACUCUCACGCCGCCGUGCAUGCCCGCGAGAACGAGGCUAUCCGUGAGAACAACUCGCGCCGCUCUGCGCCGUACGUUCGCCCCGCGCCUCGUCCAGCCUGGAAGCACCGCCGUGGUCAUUACAAGCAUGGUCAUGCUUAG